Sinocyclocheilus grahami is the source of this 3461-nucleotide messenger RNA. RefSeq names its product carbonic anhydrase 5B, mitochondrial-like. Lineage: Eukaryota; Metazoa; Chordata; Actinopteri; Cypriniformes; Cyprinidae. The record is from RefSeq and is a predicted model, not a curated record. The transcript is spliced from 7 exons. The coding region runs from base 412 to 1338 and encodes 308 amino acids. Gene Ontology annotation, molecular function: zinc ion binding; carbonate dehydratase activity. Gene Ontology annotation, cellular component: cytoplasm; mitochondrion.
CUCGGCCCUCCUCUGCACGCCCCUCAGUGGAUGAAGCUGAUUGGAUUGAGGCUGGACACCCGACGAACCCCAAAGUGGACCUAUCCUCCAUUUUAUCCCCUUUUACUGGGAUAUUUAAACCUGUCUGUCCACAUGCAGGUCAUUUUCGUCGUGCUGUCUUGACUAUAAACAAAAGCUGUUAACCCAGACGGCUGGAAACAUCUAGAUCUGUAUUCGGAGUUUGGUGUGUGUUGUUAAGUAACUUGGCCCUUUUCCUCAGUAGCGCGCGAGAGCAGGUUGGGUGUUGUUGGGACAAGUUCGGCACGAGAGAUCACGCGAAAGAACAAUAUUUCACAUGCCGUGGCGUGACGCCUACGAUUAAUCAAGCUUUGAGUUUUAAUCCAAGAAUUUUUAGAGUAAACGGGAAACAUCAUGGUGACACUGGCAGCGGUCGUAGCGCCUCUCGCUCGGCAGAUCCACAGACAGCUGAAGCAUGCGAGAAGCCAGCGCUGGAUACCUGCUCGGGCAUGUAACUUGUCUGCAUGCUCCAGCAAAUUAGUUCUCAGUCAAGUGCAUCCGAUGUGGCAGGAGCCGCUCGCCAUUCCCGGUGGAGAUCGCCAGUCACCAAUUGACAUUGUGGUGCGUAAAAGCGUCUUUGAUCCGCAGCUCAAACCCCUGAAGGUGCAGUAUGACCCGAGGACCUGCCAGCAGAUCUGGAAUAAUGGCUACUCUUUUCUGGUAGAGUACGACGACACCACUGACAAAUCCACUCUGAAAGGAGGACCACUGGAGGAUCAGUUCAGACUAUGCCAGUUUCAUUUUCACUGGGGGGAGAACAACACCUGGGGCUCUGAACACUCCAUAGACCGCCGCCUUUACCCUGCUGAGCUCCAUCUUGUUCACUGGAACUCUGACAAGUACAGUUUGUUUGAGGAGGCUGUUAUUGAGGAGAAUGGACUAGCUGUUAUUGCAGUCUUUCUGAAGAUUGGAAAGAGACACGAGGGUCUGCAGAAACUGGUGGAUGCCUUGCCUGCAGUCAGGCACAAGGAUAGCGUGGUAGAGUUCACCAAGUUCGACCCUGCAUGUCUCCUCCCAGAAAACAUUGAUGACUAUUGGACAUACGCAGGUUCUCUGACCACUCCUCCUCUUACUGAGGCGGUGACAUGGAUUGUGAUGAAACGGCACAUUGAAGUCAGUCAUGAUCAGUUGGCAGUGUUUCGAAGCUUGCUGUUCACAUCGGCAGAGGAGCAGUUGCAGAGAAGUAUGGUCAACAACUUCCGGGUUCAGCAGGUUUUGAAGGGACGGACUGUCCGCUCUUCUUUUACCCCCUUCCUCCAAGAUGCUCCCCCAAUGAUGUAGCAACAAAACUCAGUGACCUAACUCGCAUCCUAACCUCCAGAGAAGAGCAGUGACUAACUCAUCAGUCACUUUUUAUUACGGAGAGCUGAUGAAGAUCUUAACUGGAUUUUGUCAAAAGUUUUCACCAUUUCCAACCAGGCAUUUUGGUAUAGAUUGGAGAGAUUCUAUUGAAAGGGAUUAACAAAGAUAUAAUUUAGUUAUUGAAGGGCCUGUUUACCCUCUGACAAGAUUCAUUCAUUGUCAUUUUGCUGUUUGUACAAGUAUUGAAAAUAAUGCUAGAAUUCAGGUAAUUCUAAUUUCUAAUUCUAAUUUAUGAAACACAUUUCCACUCAAUAUAGUGACAAACAGCUCCCUCUUGUGGAUAACUGACAAUGCAAAUGGGGGGGGGGGGGGUUAUUCAGUAGUUUUAGUUUAGUGGUACACUUACCUUGUUUGCUGCGAGGGAAUUUAUUGUAUGCAUGAAACUGCACAAUGCCUUUCAUUUUUGAUUGGUUUUUAGAUGUUAAAUAAUUUUACGUAAUUUCAGUAGAGAAAAUUUUAAAUAUUUUAAGACUACAUUUGAGUAUUGCAGUAUAAAUAAGACUAUAAAUAUAGACUUUUUGAAAGGUGCACUAGACAUUUAGAGGUGUGAAAGCAAGAGUAGAUUAAUGCGCACAACUGUUUAGUGAAGAUGCGUUACUGUACUUGCGGUGUAAAUCAGAUUUGUAUAGAAUAGGUUAUCAUCCCUAGUGCCUUUUUCCAUUGUAAUCGGUUAUCUGAGCAACUGCACAAGUGGUUGGCCAUAAUUGCCUUCUGGAAAAACAUGUGCCUCCAGUACAAAUCUCUUACAGUCUUUGUUGUUCUCAUCCUUAAAGCGCAUAAAGUGUAUUUAGUGUUAGUGAUUUUAAAAAAUAAUAACAGAGAAACUGUGUUUAGUCUCUAUGUAAGAAUGUCUUGUAAAAUGUAUUUGGGACCACCUGGAUGUUUCUUUCCACUCUAUGUCAUGAAAUACCUUUCAGAGAGGGACCUCCAUUUUCGAUCAUGUGUGCUCUAUUUAAUUUCUCCACUAGAGGCGUACAUGAGACUAGACACAAUGUAGAAUUGAGACCUACAGUAAGACCAAUUGAUUGUUAUAGUUCAAUCUUGGUGCAUUCCGUUUUCCUUUAAACAUGCUGCAACUGGCAAUAAGAAUAGAACCGUUAAAAUAAGACACUACGAUUGUUUGAAACGUCCAGGACCUCUGGUAUGUAUCUGCAAAUGAAGGGAUACAUACAGGGAGACCAGGCUCCAUUCCCUACACCUGCCCAAGUCUUUAGCUACUCUCAGAGUAGUGAGCAUUCCUUCACAUCAGGAGACCCUGGAACAAUGCUUUCUCAUUGAAGCAGAGUUGAGUAGCAUGUGAAAACACCUGUUGUUAUUUGAAUUUGAAUUAUGCAGUGGAUGAAUUAUAGUUUGAGGUUUUGUGACAUUCUGACACUUUUUGCUGUAAUGGGUUGGCAUGAGGGACAUGGAUUUGUAACCCCCCCCCCCACACACACACACACUUUUGGUGGGAUUUGCCUUUGUUUUGUUCUUUUUAAGUAGCUUAAGGCCUUCCACUUUUAAAGGAAAUCAACAUUUAACACGAAAACUAGUUUUGUUUUAUAGGCAGUCCCUUCCUGCACUUAUUUUAUGUCAUUUUCAUAAGUCACUUAUGCUCCUUAUUAUACAUUUUAUGAUGCAAAUGUAUGCAAAACUCAUGUAAUUUCUUUAUUGUGUGUAAAUGUUGUCAUUUUUCAUUUGUUUCAUGGGAUAUUGUAGGAAACUGGUCUUUUUUUUCUUUCAACCAUAUUUGGCUGAUUUAAUUUUGUUUUACUUUGGGGUGGACACAAGCAUGUGCCCAUAGUGAUUUAAGCAGGGAGAGGGUGGUGCCGGAGGUUUAUGGAGGCCCCAUCCCAGCAAGUGUUGUUUCACCAGGUGCUGGUUAGGUCCGGAUCAGCUGCACUAAAAAGUGCAUGUUUCGGCGGACUUAGCAAAGGGGGAGCCUACAGACCCAGAGGUGAACAUCAACAACUGCACAAUGUAACUACUCAUUCAUGCUGUCUGACAUGUGUAUUAACAUUUUAAUGUGUAAAAAAAUAAAAAUAAAGCUAUCUUGGAUGGGU